AUGCGUGAAAGCGGUAUUCCCCCGUCGUUUGAUGAAAUGAAGGAUGCCCUUGAUUUGGCAUCAAAAUCCGGAAUUCAUCGGUUGAUCACGGCUUUGGAAGAACGCGGUUUUAUCCGGCGUCUGCCCAAUCGGGCCCGCGCACUUGAAGUGAUCAAACUGCCGGAAAACGCAACCGGAUCACCGGCGCAGAAGCGGUUCUCGCCGAGCGUCAUUGAAGGAAAUCUUGGCAGAAAACCUGCGGCUGAACCGUCGCGUCCGGCCUUCAAUGCCAAUGAUGACGAUGCUUCGCGCUCGGUCUCUAUUCCAGUCAUGGGGCGCAUUGCAGCGGGUGUUCCAAUUUCUGCCAUCCAGCACCAGAGCCAUACCAUCGCUUGCCCGCCGGAUCUGAUCGGUCAGGGCGAACACUAUGCGCUUGAGGUCAAAGGUGAUUCCAUGAUCGAAGCCGGCAUUCUUGAUGGCGAUACGGUGGUAAUCCGUCGUGGCGACAGCUGCAACAAUGGGGAAAUCAUCGUAGCCCUCGUCGAUGAAGAGGAGGCAACAUUGAAGCGGUUCCGCCGCAAG
Molecule: messenger RNA, 561 nt
Organism: Darwinula stevensoni
Lineage: Eukaryota; Metazoa; Arthropoda; Ostracoda; Podocopida; Darwinulidae
Source: the annotation of a GenBank genome assembly